UCGUUGCAGCUAGCUCGACGCUGGUGCCAUUACAGGAUACAAACAGAAGGUUAGACAGGCUGACAGCAAGUAAUCUUUCAGCGAAGGAAGGGAUUGUCUGCACUGUCGCCGCGGAUCAGCACUGGUUGUGUUAUGAGAAGAGGACACUAGCUGUUUUAGGACUUUGAUUGAGCACCAUGGCUGCAGCCCCUCCACUCAGACGGACAGAUUCAGCUCGGGGGGAGUUCUCCCCUCUGAAGCACUUUGUUGUGGCCAAGAAGAAGAUCAGUGAUGUGUUUGAACAGCUACUCAACUACGUGAAAGAGACUUCAGAGUUUGUUGAAGAAACCUGUGGGAACAAAGCUUUGGAGAACAUUGCGAGUCAGGAUCAAAAGUUGGAGAUUCAGGCGUACGCUGACAAACUUGCUGUCAUUAAGGAGGUGCUGGCCCGCAGACACAUGAAAGUGGCCUUCUUUGGCAGAACGAGUAAUGGUAAAAGUACAGUGGUGAACGCCAUGCUGAGGGACCGCGUGCUGCCCAGCGGGAUUGGCCACACCACUAACUGCUUCCUGAGUGUGGAGGGCACUGAUGAGGACAAGGCCUACCUCAAGACAGAGGGCUCGGAUGAGGAGAAGAGCAUCAAGACUGUAAACCAGCUGGCUCACGCACUCCACAUGGAUGAGAGUCUGGACGCCGGAUGUCUUGUCCGUGUGUUUUGGCCAAAGACCAAGUGUGCUCUACUUCGAGACGACCUGGUGCUUGUAGACAGUCCAGGGACAGAUGUCACAUCACAACUGGACAGCUGGAUUGACAAGUUUUGCCUGGAUGCUGAUGUGUUUGUGCUGGUGGCCAACUCUGAAUCCACACUUAUGAACACGGAAAAGCACUUUUUCCACAAAGUGAACGAACGUCUGUCGAAGCCAAACAUCUUCAUCCUCAACAACCGCUGGGACGCCUCAGCAAAUGAACCAGAAUACAUGGAAGAUGUGAGGAAGCAGCACACAGACCGUUGUGUGAACUUCCUGGUAGAGGAGCUGAAGGUUGUGGACCGAGAUCAGGCACCCAACCGCAUUUUCUUCGUCUCUGCCAAAGAGGUGCUCAACUCCCGCAUGCAGCGUGCGCAGGGCAUGCCUGAAACCGGUGGAGCCCUGGCUGAGGGUUUCCAGGAAAGACUGAAGGAGUUUCAGAACUUUGAAAGGAGGUUUGAGGAGUGUAUCUCGCAGUCAGCAGUGAAAACAAAGUUUGAGCAGCACACUAUCAGGGCCAAGCAGAUCACAGAAAAAGUCAAGAGCAUCAUGGACGCCAUCAACAUCGAGGCGGCGGAGAAGAGAGUGGCAGCUAUGGAGGACAGAGAGUAUCAGAUGGACCGACUGGAGUUUGUCAAGAAUCAACUCAACUUGCUGAUUGAUGAUAUCAAGAAGAAGAUCAAGGCCAUCAGUGAGGACGUUGCAUCUAAGGUAUCCAGCGCCAUGGAAGAAGAGAUCUGCCGUCUCCACGUAAUCGUUGAUGAGUUCACCGGUGACUUCCACCCCUCACCACAAGUCAUAAAGAUCUACAAGUCUGAGCUGCUGGCUCAUGUGGAGGAGGGAAUGGGCAAGAACCUGGCCUACCGCUGCUCCAACGCUGUUUAUGCUUCUGUCCAGUCCUCUCAGGGAUACAUGAUAGAGAGCAUGCUCCCUCUGCUUCCCUCUGCGGUCCAGAGCCAAGUCAACAUGCUGGUGCCCAGCAGGAAGUUUGACCUGAGUUACGACCUAAACUGCGCCACACUUUGCAGUGACUUCCAGGAGAACAUUGAGUUUCGGUUCUCGUUGGGCUGGUCGGCGUUAGUCCACCGCUUCCUGGGAUCUGUCAACGCACAGAGAGCGCUCAAAAUGGUCGACCAGAACUUCCAGUCCUCUCGACCGGCGAUGUCCAUGGCCUGUACGCCCUCCUCAGGACCCUCCUCCAUGAUAGCCCCACCAAACAAUGAGACAGCCCUCAUGACCCAGGAGGACCUGAUGGUAGCCAUGGCAACCAAUGUGGCAUCCCUUACCUCCCGCACUUCAAUGAGCGCUGUCAUUGUUGGAGGAGUGGUGUAUAGAGCAGUUGGCUGGAGGUUGAUUGCCAUGUCUGCCUCACUGUAUGGCUUGCUGUACCUGUACGAGAGACUCACCUGGACGACGAAAGCAAAGGAGCGUAGUCUGAAGCGCCAGUUUGUAGACUACGCAACAGAGAAGCUGCAGCUCAUCGUCAGCUUUACUAGUGCAAACUGUAGCCACCAGGUCCAACAGGAGAUGGCUACGACCUUUGCUCGGCUCUGUCAGCAGGUGGACCAGACGCAGAAAGAGCUGGAGGCUGAAAUCCGCCAACUGACAGCCAAGAUAGAUCAGCUGGAGACAGUCCAGAGCCAGUCCAAGAGCCUGCGACAUAAAGCGACAGCCCUGGAGAGACAGUUGGAGGAGUUCACAAACCAGUACCUGCAGCAUCAGCAGUGAGCUGCUCUUCUUCUUCGCUCCAGAGUUUGGUUCUUGUUGAGCCAAUCAUUCCUCAGUCAGGCGCUGCCUCACCCGCUCCCAGUCAGCUGAACUACACCACAGUUUCUGUGUGGACAGUAGUGCUGAAAAAAGGAAUGGAUUUGACCUAUCAACUGAAUAUAGUCUAUAGGUAUUUUGGUAAUCAAUGAAAUGUUAUUAGGCCAGAGCAUCCAACCUCUGCAGCCACUAAAGUGUGAAGAUUUGGCCCCUUUUGUGUCAUUUGUAAAAAUGUAUUCUGUUUUUCUUUUGUCACACCAAAUAGUCCAGUUAUGGGAAACUUAAUGGAAACUUUCAUGUUUUUUUUGACAUUUUGUUGAGUAUUCAGUUAAUCAAAAACCAAAAGAAGAUUGACCGACAAUGAAAACGAUCUGUAGCUUAACUCUUGGCGGACAGGGGAAGGUGAUGGCACUGACAUGGCAGUAUUUUCCUCUCCUCCUUUCCUUCUCAGCCAUUCAGGUGCUUGAAAAAAACUGUAAAACAAACAAAUGGACUCAUGACGUGCAAAGACGCUCCACGAGGUGGCGAUGUAAUCUCGGUCGGCGAGAAGGCUACCAGUCGGGUGCUAUAUUUUGACACUAACGUCCUUCGAACUGUGAAUAUGCCUUUUUUUGACUAACUUUUGAGGAGCAAAUGAAGUUUGUGUCUGUAAGACUGUUCCUGUAUCUGUCCAGGUACAUGAUCUGCUGUAUGUUAGCAAAAAAAAAAAUAUAUAUAUUUAAUAAUAAACAAUAAAUAAUAAAAAACAAACUGAUUUAUAAGGACCUUGUUAGUCUAAGUUCACUGAGAAAUCAUUUGAGUAGAAAGGGAAAGCAUGUCUUUAACAUACUGUAGGUUCAUGUUCUAUUUUCUAAGAAUCCAAACUGUAUAGUUUAAAGGCUUUGGAAAUCCUCAUAUUUUAUAAUAUCCGGUUUUAUUUAUACCCAUUAGACUUGUAAUGACAAUUACACCAGUCUACACUUAUUUUUUCCUAAAUGUGUGUACCUACAGAUUUGUCCGAUUGUAUUAAAUCUGCCACAAUCUAAAA
This is a messenger RNA of Dicentrarchus labrax (European seabass), 3516 nucleotides long. RefSeq names its product mitofusin-1. The record is from RefSeq and is a predicted model, not a curated record. Bases 177 to 2453 code for a protein of 758 amino acids. Gene Ontology annotation, cellular component: mitochondrial outer membrane. The transcript has 18 exons. Lineage: Eukaryota; Metazoa; Chordata; Actinopteri; Moronidae. Gene Ontology annotation, molecular function: GTPase activity; GTP binding. Gene Ontology annotation, biological process: mitochondrion localization; mitochondrial fusion.